CCGUCUGUGAUCAUGGCGGAUCCUCCAACAGGCCCACCUGAGGACAUCAACAAAACCAGCUUCUGGAUGCCAAUAAAUUAUGUCCGGACAGUGCAGAGGACAUCAGAGUCGUACCAGGCUUGUAAAGACAUCAUAGCGUGUAUGAAGGACCGGGCUCAUGUGGAGCGACAGUACGCCCGACAGCUGACCGAAUGGAGCGACAAGUGGAAGUCCAUCACUGAGACUCGGCCGCUGUACGGGUCUCUCUUGCGGGCCUGGCAGUGCUUUUUCUCCUCCACUGAGCGUCUGUCUGCGCUUCACACCUCAAUCUCCCAGUCUCUGGUUUCAGAAGAUGGAGAGCGCAUCCACUCGUGGCAGAAAGAGACGUUCCCAAAGAAAAUGUUCUGCGGAUUCAGAGAGUCGUAUGACCUCGAGACGGCUUUCUCACGCGCUCAGAAGCCCUGGGUGAAAAGAUUGAAGAAGCUGGAAAAGGCUCGUGCGGUGUAUCAUAAGUCAUGUCAGAGAGAGCAGAGCGCUCAGGAAAAAGAGAAUCAAGCCAAACUCAAGGCCGACCUGAGCGAGAGCAAACUGUCCAAAAUCCAGCAGACCAGAGAGAAAGCCACGCAGGAACGCACCAAGGCACGUGAUCGCUAUGAGAAGGUUCUAGAGGACGUCUCUGGCUUUGCACCGAGAUACAUGGAGGAAAUGGAGUCUGUGUUCGACCAAUCGCAGGAGGAGGAAAGGAAGAGGAUCAGCUUCCUGAAGCAGGCCUUCCUGUCCAUUCACAGACACCUCGACAUUACCAACAACGAGAGUAUAAAGGCAGUCUACAGUGAGCUCCAUCACACACUCAUGUCCAUCUCUGAAGCUGAAGAUCUCCGCUGGUGGAAGAACAACCAUGGGCCCGGGAUGCCUACCGACUGGCCUAAAAUAGAGG
Molecule: messenger RNA, 916 nt
Organism: Danio rerio (zebrafish)
Lineage: Eukaryota; Metazoa; Chordata; Actinopteri; Cypriniformes; Danionidae
Product: zgc:91999
Biological process (GO): plasma membrane tubulation
Cellular component (GO): cytoplasm; plasma membrane
Molecular function (GO): lipid binding
Source: RefSeq, marked predicted